AUGAUCAAGGCGUCAGUCAUGACAUACCCCCAUCAGACAUCCUUUUCUACCUGGGUCGACUCUCCCCAGACCGUCCACGAUGAGUCGCGCUUAGCCUUUAUGCCCAUCAGACGAGGCAUGUACUAUGCACAAUCCUCAGUGCCCAGGCAGCCUAUACAACAGCGGCAGGACCCUCGGCCAUGGCAGCCAUUGUUCCGUUCCAGCCCGUACAUAGGGUUCGUUGAAGGCUCUCAAGCCCCAAUUGCUCAUAUUCCCCCUGGACUAGCCCCUAAUCUUCCUUCGUCUGUACUUCGGCGGUCCUUGUUCGACGAUCCUGCUUUCUCGGUCGACCCCUCUUCCAAUCCCAAUCACUGGCAGCGUCUACCUCCUCCCCCGCUUCCGCCUAACAAGCCGUCGUUCGUCCCUGUCGCCGAGGAUUCUCCCCGCGAUUCUACCUUCCAUAAACGUGCAUCGUCGGAAGGUGCACUCGCGCAGAAUCUUGGAGAUCAUCGUAGGCAGACACAAACCAUGCCUGACCGUCAACUUAAGGCUCUCUCUGCCACAGACCCUGAUCUAGAUCCCGAUCCACAGGACUCAGGGAGCAUGAAGCCUCAAUUCGCAACUCCGUCUACUUCCCCUUUGGCUGCUCAAUUUGCGACUGUAUACAUUUCCCCUAGUUCUGGUUCCUCAUCUCAGUCAUCGUCAGACUCAUCAGAAGCAUCCGGGCCGUCUGCUAAGGAGGUUGCUGCUCGGUCGCAGCGAUCCAUCCGCCGCAAGUCUUCGCAUCGCAAACCCCCUCCUAGCUAUGAUGAAUCAAUCGAUGCACAUGCAGAGUCCUCAGAAGUUCAUGCUCAGCCAUCUGCUGCAGAUCAAAAACCUCCCCUCGUUGUGCUUUCCUACGACCCACAAGAAAAUCAAGAGCAACUGACGCUGAGGCCGAAGAGGGCAUCUGGUACCGCACUGCCUGCUGAUUUGGACCGUAUCGAUGAAUUGGACGAGACGGAUCCCACGGGGUUAGGUUUCCACCACAAGGGUCCGUACGACCUCAUAGCCGCAACUGUUGGUCCACACGCGCCCGCCAGUGGACCUCACCAGACGAGCGACACGAGAGAUUCGCGUCAUCCGAUUGGAGGACACAAUGCCAAUGCUGAAACACCGCGGAAGUCGUCUAAAAGACGCAAAGAUGUGCCUUCCCCCGAGCGUAGCGCGAAUCCUUUGGCUUUGAAUCUUAAACCUGGCCAGAUACUCCCUCCUACCAUUUUCAAUCCCUCACCGACCUCCCCAUCUUUCCCUAUGACGCGCGCUCCAGCUACAUAUCCUCCAGAUCAUUACCUACAAACCGCAAAUGUAGAUACAAAUGCACAGCCCACUAAUGGACACGGCACCACCGCCCCACCGCCCUCCCCCCUUCGACGGAAUUACACUCUUCCAGUCUCUCUUCCCCGAGUUGCACCCGAGCAAUCUCCUAAUCCAUAUGUUCCCGAUAUCCCUCCAUCAUCCUCUAGGUCAUCUCCCUCAAGAGUGUCUCCGCGUUCUGGGCAACCUCCGGCGGCUUCGCACUUAGGACGGCAGGUCCCUGUGGAGAGUAUGCACACACUCCCAACGCCUUCUCCUUCUCCUCGUCCGCGCGCGGCUCCGGUCUAUCAUCCUGGCCCAGCCGAACAAGCACUUGGGAAUCACUCUCAUUACUUUGUCGCUCCGAGCCCUCCCAUGCCUCCGCGUCCACUGCGGUCGAAUACAGCUCCCGAGCCACGACGUCCCUAUCCAGAGAAUGGAUACCGUGGCAAUGCACUUGACGGUAUCCACCAAGAUGGCCCUACUCGAACAGCCCGCCGGCAAGCAGUAAUAUAUGGUGGCCCGCCUUCAAUCCAUGCCCCUCCACCUCGUCAGUUUGUUCAAUCACCUCGCCCAACACAAGCGCAUGAAAACAUCAUGCCGGGGCGUCAUGCCACGCCCUCUCCGGCUCCCAUUGAGCCAGAACACUCAUCCCGGGAGGCGCGCCGACAUGCAUCUCUCUACGUAUCUCGAAACCCACGACCUGAACCUGCGCCUUCACUUCCCACCUACGAGAACGGAGCAACUCUUCCAUACAUGCCACCCACGGAACUGAUCGCGGCCCUGAAGCAAGCCGACCUUCCGUUACCUGGAGGCCCUCCACCCGAAAUCAAUCUUCCUCCCCCCUCUAUCGCCUCUUCCUCCUCGUCGCAACAGCACUCGGCACCUCGGCAUGUACCAAAACGCCUCGUGAUGCCCGCGCCCCUCGCCCCCCAACCGACCAAUGUGAAUCCGGACGCGCAGUUUGACCCAUACGUCGUCAUCGACAAACCGAAAUCGACUCCGCGCCGUACAAAGUUCCGUGGAAAGUUGGAGGUCAGGUUCGAGUCGCCCCCGCCCAUGACUGCUCAAACGAUGCCGAUGACACCCGGGGGCAAGAAUCUUUUGAGAAAGAAGAGUGCACCUGUAAUCCCACAUCCACCUCAUCAUCAGCCCCAGGCUUCUGAGUCGCCGCCGCCGCUUCCGCCUCCACCGCCACCCCCACUUGAACCCCAGAAGGUGCAGCACACUGGCGUACUGUCUCUGUUCGGGUUUGGUAAAGGGGUGAAGAGAACAGAGAUCCGCGAAGUGAAGGAUAUCAGAGAGGUGAGAGAUGCUAGGGACGACAAGCAGAAGGCGCAAAGGAAGUUGAGCAGGAAGCGGUGA
Molecule: messenger RNA, 2679 nt
Organism: Heterobasidion irregulare TC 32-1
Lineage: Eukaryota; Fungi; Basidiomycota; Agaricomycetes; Russulales; Bondarzewiaceae
Exons: 2
Coding region: 1-2679 (892 amino acids)
Source: RefSeq, a predicted model, not a curated record